AUGGAAGCUGCGAAAUUUAACUUAAGGAAAUGGAACUCUAACGACGUGGACGUAAGGCGAGAGCUUUCUACAGAGGAAGUAGGCAUAGCAGAGCAAAAAAUUCUUGGGUUGGCAUGGUGCACAGUAAACGACAAAAUUUCCGUAGAUGUAAAAUCUUGUAAUGAUUAUAUCCAAACACUACGAGCUACAAAACGUAACGUUUUAAAAGCAAUGGCCAAAAUUUACGACCCGUUGGGGCUAUUGGGCCCAUUCACGGUUAGAAUAAAAAUUCGACUGCAAGAAGUUUGGCGUCAAAAGAAAGAAUGGGAUGUCAUAAUGGAUGGCGAAACUCAGAGUGCAUUUUCACAGUGGCAAGAAGAGCUUGCAUUACUAGAAACUUUCUGUGUUGAUCGAUGUUUGUCAGCAGGCAGUGAAUCGAUAUUGGAAUUGCACAUCUUUUCUGAUGCGAGCCCGAAGGCGUAUGGAGCAGUGGCUUAUUGUCGACAAAUAAUGCCAACCGGACGAAUUCUCACUAAUAUUGUGUGCUCAAAAAAUCGAGUAAGCCCAAUUUCCGAAAAUAAUAAGGAAGUAGAAUUAACGUUACCUAAAUUGGAGUUAACAGCAGCUUUGAUGGCAGCAAGAUUGAAAGAAACCCUUGUAAAAAGCUUGUGCGUUAAAAUAUCCGCAGUUUAUUUGUGGACGGAUUCAAGUAUUGCAUUAAACUGGAUAAAUGGCUGUGGGCGAAAACCUAAACCGUAUAUAAAGGCAAGAGUAGCAGAAAUUAACCAAAUGUCGAACAUAUAUGAUUGGCAUCAUUGUUCCGGCAAGCUUAAUCCAGCGGAUUUGCUAACCAGAGAUGCGAGUAAAGUAGAAAGCGUUCCAUUUGAUGUCGAAAAUAACGAUGGUGCGGAGUAUGGGUCAGCCGAAGGAUCGGAUGCGGAAAACGAAAUUGUUGUUGAAAUAAACGCAUUCGAAAUAGAUGAGGGCGAUAAUGAUGAUGACGAAGAAAUCAUUGAUCAAGGGAAUAUGGUUCGAUCAGAGGACACAUUUCAGCAAGAAACAAUAUAG
Messenger RNA from Rhagoletis zephyria (snowberry fruit fly), 1047 nucleotides. RefSeq lists its product as uncharacterized. NCBI's taxonomy places the organism in Eukaryota, Metazoa, Arthropoda, Insecta, Diptera, Tephritidae. The record is from RefSeq and is a predicted model, not a curated record.